Argiope bruennichi is the source of this 5019-nucleotide messenger RNA. Its product is annotated as rho guanine nucleotide exchange factor 25-like. The record is from RefSeq and is a predicted model, not a curated record. Gene Ontology annotation, biological process: axon guidance. Gene Ontology annotation, molecular function: protein binding; guanyl-nucleotide exchange factor activity. The transcript is spliced from 17 exons. Lineage: Eukaryota; Metazoa; Arthropoda; Arachnida; Araneae; Araneidae. The coding region runs from base 501 to 3092 and encodes 863 amino acids. Gene Ontology annotation, cellular component: cytoplasm.
GGCGUCUAACGCAACACUCGGGACAAUGUAAUGUAUUUUUUGCUUUUGACAUUCAAAGAGUUUUGGAGCCUAAAAGCAUAUAAUCGGGCCUCUGUUCUGCUGCUGUCUUACGUAUUGCUGUGAGAAGUUAUUUAUUUCACCAACUGAGUGUUUACUUUUUAGAAAUUAGCCCUGAAAGCAAGACAAUACCAAAUUUUAAAAAUAUGUGCUCUAUUCUAGUUGGUUUUUAAAGAAUGAAAGUUGGAUCCAUUCGUUAAAAUUCUUCAUUAAUAUGAAAAUUAACUGAAAUAAUAAAUGCAUAAAAUAAUGAAUCAUCAGUAAGCUGACAAUGAAAUUACAUAGCAUUCGUAAUAUUUUUUUGGGAUAGACUAAUUAGAGAAACACAAUUCUCAGCUUUAUUUAAGAAGUGAUGCAGUGCAUUUUGAGUUGCUGCUGGUAAUUUGAUUACGGUGGAAGUUGUAGAAUUAGUGAUAGCAGCUGCCUUUCUUUCAAACUUUAUCAUGAGAAAGUUAAGUCUGAAUUGGUUUCGCAGUCUCUCGUACAGUCCAUCUGAUGCAAAUCGUCAAGAUGGCUCCGCAGCAGCAAAGAAUAAUGAUUAUGCCCUGAUGAGACAUUAUUCGACUAUACCUGAAGGUAGAAGAAAAGAAACAGCAAAGAUGUCUAAAGAUGUUAUUCGGGUUGUGAAGUCUCAUAGCGCUGGUCCGAAUUCUGAUGAGCUGAGUGUGAACUGCGGGGAACGGCUCCAUUUAAUAGAGACAGAAGAAAAGAGGCCAAUGUGGUCUUUGGUUCGGAGAAUAUCAGAUGAUGCGCAAGGCUGGGUUCCUUCUGUAUGCCUGAGAUCACCCUCUGUCUCUUCAAUUUCUUCACCAGAAAUUGGCAAAAGUAGAACAGCAGAAUCCCCGUCUGUGUCUUGUGAAGUUGGCUUUGUAGCUUAUGCUGAUAGUUCAAGCAGUGGUUCUAAGUUGAGAGGUAAUUUUCGUAAAUGGCUUUGUAAUCCAGUGAGGAAACUCAGCCAUGGAAGGCUGGAUAGAACACCCGGAGAUGUUGGAAAUAUUUCGACCAAAAAGCAUUCAUCAGAUUCUAAGGUUGUGAUUAGUAAGGAAGAAAUGGGUAAUAAAUCAUCAUCUCCUGGUCCUCCUGUAAAUGUUACCAAUGAAGAUGGGGAUUGUGAAGUUCAGACAGAAGAAAAUGAAGUUGAGGAUAAUGUAUUUAUUCCAAAUGAAGACAAUAAUACUAAUGAAAAUGAUGAUUUUGUUGCAACUGAUGAUAAAACAGGAAAUGAUACAUCUUAUGGAGCUUCACCUUUAGAGACUUCAGAAGAGCCCGAAGACUCUUUGAGCCAGGAAGGAAGCCCAUUUUUGGAGGGUCCGAAUGGACUUAUACCUGCCAGUGAGGAAGAACGUGAAAAAGCUUUAAUGAAACGCAGGUUUGUUCUUCAAGAACUGGUAGACACAGAGAGGGAUUAUGUGAGAGACCUUGGAUUAUUAGUAGAGGGAUACUUGAAUUUAAUGCGCAAUAAUGAAAUCCCUGUACCUGAGGAUUUAAAGGAUGGAAAGGACAAAAUUGUUUUUGGGAAUAUUGAAGCUAUUUACGAAUGGCAUAGAGAUUCCUUCUGUGCUGAAAUUGAGAAGUGCUUAGAAGAGCCACAGCGCUUAGGUCUUUUGUUCAGACGAUAUGAACGCCGUUUGAGUAUGUAUGUUGUUUACUGCCAGAAUAAACCAAAAUCAGAAUAUAUUGUUUCAGAAUACCUAGACACUUUCUUUGAGGAAGCUCGGCAGAAACUUGGCCAUAAAUUGCAAAUACCUGAUCUUCUAAUUAAACCGGUUCAAAGAAUAAUGAAAUAUCAGUUACUUUUGAAGGACAUUUUGAAAUAUACUGAAAAGGCGGGCCUUGAGGAAGAAGCUCAAAAUCUACGCAAAGCUGUUCAGAUCAUGCAUGUUGUUCCUAAAGCUGCAAAUGACAUGAUGAAUGUUGGUCGGUUGCAAGGUUUCGAUGGCAAAAUAACUGCUCAAGGAAAGCUUUUGCAGCAGGGGAUAUUAAUGGUUUCGGAUCCUUCUACUGGAAAAAUGAAAGAGCGGCAAGUGUUUUUAUUUGAACAAAUCAUAAUCUUCAGUGAUUUCAUUGGCCCUAAAUCGCAGUUUUCUGCUCCUGUAUAUAUUUACAAAAAUCACAUUCAGGUUAAUAAAAUGGCUCUUGAAGAACGCUCUGAAGAUGGCGAUCCAACAAAAUUUGUGCUCAAAUCGAAAGAUCCGUUGCAAAGUGGAUUGACUUUUAUUAUUCAGGGAAGAACGGUUGAAGAAAGAAACGAAUGGGUUGCUAACUUAAGAGCUAUAUUGGAUACUCAACUUGACUUUCUCAGAGCUUUGCAGUCUCCAAUUGCUUAUCAAAAAGAAUUAACUAAAGAUAUCUCUGCUCCAGAAUUAGGCUCUUUAUGGAAUCCUUCUCUAAGAAAAACCCUAUCGCACCCAGCUGCAGCUCAUAAAUCUGUGAAAUCACCAAGUGUAAGUUCUGGGGCAUCUUUAACCUCGAAAUCCUUACGGUAUCCAGGUCGAGACAAAAAAGUAUCUGAUAUGAUGGAAAUUAAAAAUUCUGUAGUAGUUCCUGGUGUACAUUUGUCAGAGGAAGCAAUUUCUGGUAAAUCAUCAGAAUCUCAAUCGCAGAGCUUAGCUGUGCCCUCCAUGCUUGGAAAAAAAGACAUUGUUUCAGUCAGUCUGAGUGAAAAUCAGGGUAAAAUUGCUGAAAGUUCAUCAGAUAGACAGCGGAAAAACUCUUUGCCACUUGAAAAGCGCUCAAAUCUAGCACAGCAAAGCCCUCCAAAAAGUAAGAGAAACUUUUUUGAUGGUUUUAAAAAUACUCUACGACCAAAGUCUAAAACGGAAUCUGGAUUAAACAGUGUUAAUGGCAGUGCCCCUGUUUCUCUUAGCUCCAGUCACAGUUUAGAUUCAUCCACUGUUUCGACCCACUUACAUGCCCGGCAGGAGCUUUCUUUGAAUAAAGAUAGUGAUAUGCUGAGAAGAUGGUCUGAGACAAACUCUUCUCGGACUGGCCGCCCGAGUUCAGUUUCUGAUCUCCCAGAUGAUGUCGUGCAUUAAAUAAAUUGUUUUAUAUCUUUUGAGGAGACUUACUUGAAAGAACCGAAUUUUUAAAAAUGCUGUAAAAACUGAAAAGUAUGAAAACGUAUCCGGAUGCAAUAAUUUCAUGUUUGCUUUUUGUACAUAAUUUAUUUCUGAGCACUUUUCUCCCUUGUAUGAGAUCUAAAAGUGUAUCCAUGUGAUUUUGCUAUAUUUAACGUUCUUUGUUUGCAAAGGUUAGACAUUUGUACAUAAAGUAGAAUUAAAAUGUGUAGUCUAUCUAUGUAUAUUUGUAAAAACUGUCGCUGUAUAUUCAUGUGUAAUGAACGAAAAUAAAUCUAUUUACCUGCCCAUUCUGUAGUAAGGUAUGUGAUGAGGUAUUUUCUGAAAGCAAACAGGCAAUAACCAUGCAUAGAUAUUUAAAAGAAUAUCAAAUUUUUCUACUUGAACGUAUCCGAAAUCUUCCUUCCCUUAGCUUAACCUGGAAAAAUAAUUGACAUAUAUAUUUUGAGCCUUUAAAUUUUCAAGUCCUUUGAAUCCCCUAAGUCAAUUUAGCUUCCAAACACUUGGAGAAUAAAAUUAAAUGGAAAGUUAAUUUUAUCCUCCAUAUGUUAGUAUAUUUCCCUUCAAAUGGUGUAAAGAAAAAGAAAUUAUUAAUCUGUUUAUUCAAAAAGAAAAAAAUGGAACCCUUUUAUUUAAUUUUUUCGUUAUUUGAUUUCUUGGGUGUUUUUGCGUAUGUGUGUGAAGUACUUUCAGAGAAGUUCAUUUCAUAUUUGCAAAAAUGUUGAAAAUUUUCAUGAAAUAUCUUAUUUUACUAACUGAUGGGCUGAAAUAAAAUAAGUUAUAUAAAGACCAUUUGGAUUGGUAUUUAUAUUUGUAUAUAUUUAUUUAAAGGAAGAACGGAUAUUUAGAAAAUAUUUGUUGUCUUCCCCUUCCGGCUGCGAUUCAAAAUUCCGAGACUGCUUUUGUAUAUCUUUCGAAUUGAGCAUUAACCAGUAAAUUUAAAUAAAAUUAAACUGACUAUACUUUGACAGAUGUUUUAAAACAUUUCAUAAAAUAAAUUAAGGAUAGACUAAAAGUUUUCAAUUUAGGAUGAUAUUAAACUAAUCAAAUCUGACUGAUUGUUAGUAAAAAUUUCUAAUUGUGUGCAAUACCUUAAACACUUAUAGAUGUUAAAAAUUCUAACCUUAAUUCUUAAAAAAUUACCUGCAAAUACAUUAAGAUAUAUGCGCAUUACCAUUUAAUUCUUCUAAGUAUCCUAAAUUUUCUCACUGCAUGUGCAUACGUUUCAUUAAAACUUUUACAGAAUAUUUGGAGUGUGUUCCACUUUAUGGGAUGUAUUUGUGUGAGUAAUAUGGAUAGAUAAUACUAAUCCAGUUUUCUAAUGAAACUGAUCAACGUCCGUAGGUUCCUAAUGAAACUGUAAAUAGAAGUUUAUUUCCCUACUGUGCAUUUAAUGCAAUACAACCUGCGUGUAGAAUACUUUUGCUAUUGUAGGCUUCUCUUUCUUAUGCAAGAGGAUUCUUCAUGUAAAUGCUCAACAUUAAGAUUAGUAAAGUAGAUAAAAUAAUAAGAAAUGCAUUGUAUUAUCUAUUAUAAUUUUCUGAUUAUUUCAACAAUUCAUGAAAAAAGUGUAUGUUCUCUAUAAUACUAAUUUCUUUUUCCAUUUUGUUGUAACAUGAUGACUUGUAAAGAUGUACAUAGUUCAAAACUUGCUCACAUACUGUGUUUUAAAUUUUACUAUUGUUGAAGAAGUAUUAAAAUGGAUGUGUAAAUGUCGAGGUAUAUUAAAAUAAUUAUUUUUAAAGGUCGUUGUAUGAAUUUACUACACUGAACGUUGAUGUAAGAUGUUUUUCGAUGUUAAUAUUUUGCUUAUGUUAAUGUAAUAACAAAUGCAUUGGAAUGCUUCAAUCAGAUGAGAUUAAAAUUAUAAAUGUAUUAAAUUGUG